This is a messenger RNA of Striga asiatica, 2369 nucleotides long. The record is from the annotation of a GenBank genome assembly. Lineage: Eukaryota; Viridiplantae; Streptophyta; Magnoliopsida; Lamiales; Orobanchaceae.
CACAAACCUGCAACUCCUUUACGCUCAACUCAAAGCCCCAAAAAACAGAAAAAAGCUCACCAAACCUUAGCACCGCCGGGGACCUAUGGAACCCCGCCGAGUAGUACCCCGCGCGGUCAUCGACCCGAUAGUCCGCCAAGUCGGGUUCUUCGCCCCCACGGGUCGAACCGAUCCGGUACCGUCGUCACCGCCAGUCCCCGACUACUCCCCCUCCGGCAACACGCUGCCCCUCGUCAUGAUCCCGCCGCCGCGCCACCUUCCCACCGACCUGUCUCGGAACUUCCACAGGGCUCCUGGCGAAUCUUCAAUUCCCGUCGGCAGCUACAAUCCCUCGGAAUUCUUGUCCCCUUCCUACACCACCGAUUUUUCCGAGGAUCUUAGGGGUAGUUCCGGGGAGUCCGCUCCGCCGGUGCCACCUGUCGUUUUGGACCCGGUGAUGGCUGUGGAUGGGGCUGAGCCGGAUAAGAAUGUUGUAACCUCCGAUGUACGAGAUGGAGGACCAAAUGUGGACAUUGGGCAGGAGAAGAGGGUUAAUGGUGAGAAGCCAUUGAAGAAUAAGACCACGAAAGCCGAAAGGCGGGCUAUUCAGGAAGCACAACGAGCUGCCAAAGGUGAAGGAAGUAAGAAAUCUAAAGCUGCUGGUGGUGCUGCUAGUUCUACCAAUAUGGGGAAACCUGCAAAGUCUAUUCCACCAAGGAAAGAAAGCUCUCCUGUUGCAGCCUUCGAAAAAAGAAGCGGUGAACAUCAGACGGAUAAAGAUAGGAAAAAGGACAUCCCUCAUGCACGGAUGCAGUUUGAUGAUGAAAAUAAGGUUGAGAAGGCAAAAAAGCGAUCUGUGGUGAAACAAAUAGAAGCUAGGAAUAGAGUUGAGCUCUUUAGGCAUCUACCUCAGUAUGAACAUGGAACAAGGCUUUCUGAUUUGGGGUCGAAGUUCUUCCAACUUGAUUCCAUUCAUUCUGCUGUUUACAAGGUUGGGAUGUGGUAUUUAGCCGGAGACAUUUCCGGUGGCAACGCCCGGUGUAUUGCCAUGCUUCAAGCAUUCCAAGAAUCCAUCAAGGACUACACCACACCUCCCGAGAAAAUCCUCGUACGAGACCUAACCGCAAAAAUCAACACUUACAUCUCUUUUCUAAUCGAGUGCAGGCCCCUCUCCAUCAGCAUGGGAAAUGCCAUCAGGUUCCUCAAAUCCCGAGUCAUCAACCUAUCCCCGAACCUAUCAGAGUCGGAAGCAAAAGCAUGCCUCAUCUCCGAUAUCGACCGUUUUAUAGACGAAAAGAUAAUUUUGGCGGAUAAAGUUAUCGUCAAGCACGCCGUCACCAAGAUUAGGGAUGGCGACGUUCUCCUCACAUACGGGUCGUCAUCUGCUGUCGAGAUGAUAUUUUUGCAUGCCCAUGAGGAGCUCAAUAGAAAGUUCCGGGUGGUGAUAGUCGACUCUCGUCCCAAGCUCGAGGGGCGAAAAUUGCUACGCAGGCUUGUGGGAAGGGGUAUCGAUUGUACAUAUACUCAUAUAAAUGCGGUUUCUUAUGUGAUGCAUGAGGUGACGAGGGUUUUUCUUGGGGCGUCUUCCGUUUUGUCGAACGGGACUGUUUACUCGAGGGUUGGCACGGCUUGUGUGGCGAUGGUUGCGAAUCAGUUUCAUGUGCCGGUCUUGGUAUGCUGUGAGGCUUACAAGUUUCACGAGAGGGUUCAGCUCGAUUCAAUUUGCUCGAACGAACUUGAAAUUGUUGAUCAGAUUAUCAUUGCAGGUGAUCCUGAUGUUGUUUCAAAGGUUUCUGGAAGAGAAGAGAUCAAUUACUUGGAUGGUUGGGCCAAUAGCAAGAACCUGCUUCCCUUGAACUUGAUAUAUGACGCCACACCUUCAGAUUACAUAUCGAUGAUCAUAACUGACUAUGGAAUGAUACCACCCACAAGUGUUCCUGUUAUUGUCCGUGAAUACCGCAGAGAACAAUUGUGGAUGUAGGCAGUUACAAUGCAUCUUUGGUAAAAUUGUGUUAUAGAUGAUGAAAAGCAACAAUUUUGAAGACCCGCCUGUGGCAGCUUUUAUUUAAUCAUGUUUAAUCCCUUUCGGAAUUAAAGUUGUAUUUGAUCCGUAAAUUGCUUUUGAUUUUGGAUCAGAACGUCAUUUUUAUCGAACUCGUGAAGAGCGCUUCUGAUCUACCUCUCUCGUCGUUUUUUGGAUGCUGUAUUAUGUGAGGAGGUGUUUUCCAACUAUUUUUUAGGAUACUGAGAUUAUUAUCAUUUUGUGUACUUUAAAUGGUUGUCAUACAUACAAGUGCUGCUUUGGGGACUAAGACGGUCUUUUUGUGGUAAAAAUUCAUUUGAAAUAAAAGCAUACACCCAGGUAGGUAUGGUUUUGGGCAGUUGAUAAA